Penicillium paradoxum is the source of this 2037-nucleotide messenger RNA. RefSeq names its product DEAD/DEAH box helicase. Gene Ontology annotation, molecular function: RNA helicase activity; RNA binding; ATP binding. Lineage: Eukaryota; Fungi; Ascomycota; Eurotiomycetes; Eurotiales; Aspergillaceae. The coding region runs from base 1 to 2037 and encodes 678 amino acids. The record is from RefSeq and is a predicted model, not a curated record. The transcript is spliced from 2 exons. Gene Ontology annotation, cellular component: nucleus.
AUGGCCGACGGUUUGCAAAUGGGAAAUCUUUCCCUCAACGAGUCCCAGCACGCCCCCCAGGGUAAUGCCCCUGUUGGCCGUGCCGCCUACAUUCCUCCUCACCUCCGUCAACGCGGCUCUGGUCCCGCCCCGGGCCCUGCUGCCAACGCCGAUGAGGCUCCUGCCGGACCUGGCUUCGGUGGCCCUCGCAACGGUGGUGGUAACUGGGCCAAUGCUAACGCUCCUAACUUCAGCCCUCGUGGCCCUGCAAACGGUAUGACCAACUGGACCCCGGACGGGCGACUCCGACCCUUCAAUCCCAAUGCUUACGGAAACCCAGGAUCUUCUUACAGUGGCGGCAGCAGCAGCAACUACAGCGGUGGUGGUUCCCAGCAAGCUCGUGGCUCAGGAGAUGGCCAGUGGCGCGAUGGCAAGCACAUUCCCGGCCCCGCUAACGCCCGUGUGGAGCGCGAGCUGUUCGGUGUCCCCAACGACCCCACCAAGCAGCAGACUGGAAUCAACUUCGCCAACUACGAUGAUAUUCCCGUCGAGGCCUCCGGAAAUGACGUCCCCGAGCCUGUCACCCAGUUCACUAACCCCCCUCUGGAUGACCACCUGAUCUCCAACAUCAAGCUCGCCAGUUAUGUUAUCCCUACCCCCGUGCAGAAGUACUCCGUCCCCAUCGUGAUGAACGGCCGUGAUCUUAUGGCUUGUGCCCAGACCGGUUCCGGUAAGACUGGUGGCUUCCUUUUCCCCAUCCUUUCUCAGGCUUUCCAGAACGGUCCUUCUGCUACCCCUGCCCAAGGUGGUGGCGGUGGUCAGUUCUACGGCCGUCAGCGUAAGGCUUACCCCACCUCUCUCAUCCUCGCUCCUACUCGUGAGCUUGUCUCUCAAAUCUUCGACGAGGCCCGCAAGUUCGCUUACCGCUCAUGGGUUCGCCCUUGUGUCGUCUACGGUGGUGCCGACAUUGGCUCUCAGCUUCGCCAAAUCGAGCGUGGUUGCGAUCUGCUUGUUGCUACUCCCGGUCGUCUCGUCGAUCUGAUUGAGCGUGGCCGUAUCUCACUGGCCAACAUCAAGUACCUUGUUCUUGAUGAGGCUGAUCGCAUGCUGGACAUGGGUUUCGAGCCCCAAAUUCGCCGCAUUGUCGAGGGUGAGGAUAUGCCCUCUGUUGAGGACCGCCAAACUCUCAUGUUCUCGGCCACCUUCCCCCGGGAUAUUCAGAUGCUUGCACGUGAUUUCCUCAAGGACUACAUCUUCUUGUCCGUUGGUCGUGUCGGAAGUACCUCCGAGAACAUUACCCAGAAGGUCGAAUACGUCGAGGAUGCUGACAAGCGCUCCGUUCUUCUGGAUAUCCUCCACACCCACGGCAGCACUGGUCUCACCCUUAUCUUCGUCGAGACCAAGCGCAUGGCUGAUUCGCUCUCCGAUUUCCUCAUCAACCAGCGUUUCCCUGCGACCGCUAUUCACGGUGAUCGUACUCAGCGCGAGCGUGAGCGUGCCCUUGAGCUUUUCCGUAACGGUCGCUGCCCUAUUCUGGUUGCCACUGCUGUUGCUGCCCGUGGUCUCGAUAUCCCCAACGUGACCCACGUCAUCAACUACGAUCUCCCCACUGAUAUUGACGACUACGUUCACCGCAUUGGUCGUACCGGUCGUGCCGGUAACACCGGUAUCGCCACUGCUUUCUUCAACCGUGGCAACCGCGGUGUUGUUCGCGACUUGCUCGAGCUCUUGAAGGAGGCUCACCAAGAAGUCCCCUCUUUCCUGGAGAGCAUUGCCCGUGAAGGCAGCGGAUUCGGUGGUCGUGGCCGUGGUGGUGGUGGCCGUGGCCGUGGCUCUACUGCUACUCGUGAUGUGCGUCGUACCCCUGGCGGUAUGGGCAUGGGUGGUGGUUCCUUCGGUGGUGCUGGCUACGGCGGCUCCAGUGGCGGUGCUCCCUCUUACGGUGGCAGCUACGGUGGUAGCAGUGGUGCUGCUCCCUCCUACGGCGGCGGUGGCUACGGCGGCGGUGGCAGCUACGGCAACCCAUCUGGCUCCUCCGGCCCAUCUUCCUGGUGGUAA